GGGAGGGGGGGCUGGUUACAUGGGACCCCUCGCCCGGUGCUGGGACGCAGCCACCUCUGGGGUGGGCGUGGGCGGGUUGUAGCCCUGCCCCCUCCAUUGUGAUGUCCCGGCGGGUUCCGUGCCCCCUGUGCUGGGCGAUGCCCGCGGCCUCCCAGCUGCUGCUCCCCCUUUGCCUCGGCCUCCUUCUGCCGCCCCGGGCGCCCGGCUGCCUCGACUGCUUCUCCACCCCGCAGCAGCGCCUGCGCGUCUGCCAGUUCUUCCUGGGUCACGCCAGCUCCCGGCACGUGGCCUGCCUGGGUGCCCUGCAGGCCGCCUUCCUGCCCCACGCCCAGCUGGUGGUGGGUGUGGCGGAGAUGGAGAAGCUGAAGGACGUCUUCUCCAACGUCAUCUUCUCCCUGGAGCAGAAGGGCAUGGCCAAGGUUCCCUACCAGGUGGCCGUGCCGGAGGCCGUGGCGCGGAUCCAGCCGGAGUUGGCUCAGCUGAAACCAGCUCCUGCCUGCGUCCCGCCGUGCGGGUACCAGAAAGACGCCCAGGUCUACAAAUGCGCCUCUUGCAGCCGAGUGGAGUGUCAGCUCCCCCUGGACUGUCCAGUGGAGGACGUCUGGAAGAACGAGGGGGAGAGGACGACUCUGACAUGCAGGGUCCCGUUCCAGACCCCCCCUGAUGUCCGGCACAGCUGGAAGUUUGUCAAGGACCUCCGGACCCGAGAUCUCUCCCUCUUCCGGGACCUGCACCCAGGUGCCAGCUCCUCCAUCGUCCUCCGCCCCACGCGGGGCUCACACCGCGGCACCUACGCCUGCCAGCUAGCCCAGGAGGACGACGUGCUAGCCCGGAACUACUUCUACCUCAAUGUGACUGCCAGCAGCCAGGGGGCAGAGACGGAGCUGCAGGACAUGUUCCGCGCCGUCCUGCAGUCCCCAGCGGGGCGUGGGGCCGAGGGCCGGCUCCCCGGGCUCUCGGAGCUGCUGGCCGAGCCCGACUCGCUGCACAAGAGGAACGUGGUGCUGCUGAUGGUGGGGCUGGCGCUGAGCGCCCUGCUGGGCACCCUGCUGCUGGGGGGCGUCUGUCGCUGGGCCAUGGGCCGGCCCUGAUGCACCCGGCCUGGCCCUGGACUCGCCUCUGCGUCGGCGCCCGGGACUGGCACCGUCAGUUCUCUGAUCAGAAUAAAACCAACUUCCAGCCGGAGCCGGGAGUCUCUGUCUGGGCUGCAAAAGGGGGGUCUCCCCGGGCGGUCAGAGCUGGCCCCAUGCCCCGG
Molecule: messenger RNA, 1255 nt
Organism: Mauremys mutica (yellowpond turtle)
Lineage: Eukaryota; Metazoa; Chordata; Testudines; Geoemydidae
Gene: SPACA6
Product: sperm acrosome associated 6
Exons: 9
Coding region: 102-1091 (329 amino acids)
Biological process (GO): fusion of sperm to egg plasma membrane involved in single fertilization
Source: RefSeq, a predicted model, not a curated record